Populus nigra (black poplar) is the source of this 3161-nucleotide messenger RNA. RefSeq names its product pentatricopeptide repeat-containing protein At1g15510, chloroplastic. Gene Ontology annotation, molecular function: protein binding; RNA binding; zinc ion binding. Bases 189 to 2825 code for a protein of 878 amino acids. The transcript has a single exon. Gene Ontology annotation, biological process: RNA modification. The record is from RefSeq and is a predicted model, not a curated record. NCBI's taxonomy places the organism in Eukaryota, Viridiplantae, Streptophyta, Magnoliopsida, Malpighiales, Salicaceae.
AAUAAUCCAAACAAAAUAUACUAUCAGAUUCAACAAUAAAAAAAUUUGGAAUACAAAUAAAGUAGGAGCUAACCAGCUUAACUGUAAAAUCACUGGGGUUAUUACAGUUUAUCGUGAAGCUGCUAAACCUCAGCCAAAACCUUUUUCUUUCCUUCUUUCUUGCUUGCAAACAAUGCUCUUUUGCAAAAAUGGCUCUCUCUGCUAAAACCCCACGAUUUCGUCUCCACCAACACCUUCAAAACCUUAACUCCCACUUCCCCGGAACCCACAACUCCAACAAAACUUUUACCCUCUCUUUCAAACCCCAAAAGCCACACCUUUUCUCUUCUACACUAAACCCCCCUCAAAACUCACUCAACACCGCAGCCACUACUUCAAUUACCCCUCAAAACCCAACAAACUCACGCUUGCUUCAACUAUGUCUUAGCGGGAACCUUGAACAAGCUCUGAAACACCUUGCUUCAAUGCAAGAAGCUAAAAUUCCCGUAGAAGAGGACUGCUUUGUUGCUUUGAUAAGGUUAUGUGAGAAUAAGAGAGGAUACAGUGAGGGUGAGUAUGUGUGGAAAGCUGUGUUGAGUUCAUUGGUGACCCUGUUGAGUGUUAGGCUUGGAAAUGCGUUGUUGAGUAUGUUUGUGAGGUUUGGUGAUGUGGGUAAUGCUUGGAAUGUCUUUGGGAGGAUGGGAGAGAGAGAUUUGUUUUCAUGGAAUGUUUUGGUUGGUGGUUAUACAAAAGCAGGGUUUUUUGAUGAGGCUUUGUGUUUGUAUCAUAGGAUCUUGUGGGCUGGAAUUAGGCCUGAUGUCUAUACUUUCCCUUCUGUUUUGAGGAGUUGUGCUGGGGCAAUGGAUUUAGUGAGAGGGAGAGAGGUUCAUGCUCAUGUGGUUAGAUUUGAUUUUGACAUGGAUGUUGAUGUUGUCAAUGCUUUGAUUACUAUGUAUGUAAAAUGUGGGGAUGUUGUUUCAGCGCGGAUGUUGUUUGACAAAAUGCCCACUAGGGAUAGGAUUUCUUGGAAUGCAAUGAUUUCAGGGUAUUUUGAGAACGAUGAGUGUUUGGAAGGGUUGAAAUUGUUUUUCAGGAUGCGUGAGCUUUCAAUUGAUCCUGAUUUGAUGACCAUGACGAGCGUGAUAUCUGCUUGUGAGCUUCUUGGCGAUGAAAGAUUAGGGACACAACUUCACAGUUAUGUCGUGAGAACAGCCUAUGAUGGUAAUAUUUCAGUGUAUAACUCUUUGAUUCAAAUGUACUUGAGUGUUGGGCAUUGGAAAGAAGCAGAAAGCGUUUUUUCAGGAAUGGAAUGCAGAGAUGUCGUGUCAUGGACAACAAUGAUUUCUGGUUGUGUGGAUAAUUUGCUACCUGACAAGGCCUUGGAGACUUAUAAAACCAUGGAGAUAACGGGCACCAUGCCUGAUGAGGUAACAAUAGCCAGUGUUUUAUCUGCUUGUGCUUCAUUAGGGCAAUUAGAUAUGGGCAUGAAGCUUCAUGAGCUUGCUGAGAGGACUGGGCACAUAUUGUAUGUAGUUGUUGCGAACUCACUCAUCGAUAUGUAUUCAAAGUGCAAACGUAUUGAAAAGGCUUUGGAAAUCUUCCAUCAAAUUCCUGACAAGGAUGUGAUUUCCUGGACUUCAGUAAUUAAUGGGCUUCGGAUUAACAAUCGGUGUUUUGAGGCUUUGAUAUUCUUUCGGAAAAUGAUAUUGAAGUCAAAACCAAAUUCUGUAACAUUGAUUUCUGCCCUCUCUGCAUGUGCUAGAGUAGGAGCUUUGAUGUGCGGAAAAGAGAUUCAUGCCCAUGCAUUAAAGGCUGGAGUGGGUUUCGAUGGAUUUCUACCCAAUGCAAUUUUGGACUUGUAUGUCAGAUGUGGAAGGAUGAGAACUGCAUUAAACCAGUUUAACUUGAAUGAAAAAGAUGUCGGGGCUUGGAAUAUUUUGCUCACAGGAUAUGCUCAGAAAGGGAAAGGGGCUAUGGUCAUGGAGUUAUUCAAAAGGAUGGUGGAAUCUGAAAUAAAUCCUGAUGAUGUUACAUUCAUUUCUCUACUAUGUGCUUGCAGUAGAUCUGGAAUGGUAACUGAAGGUUUGGAGUACUUCCAGAGAAUGAAAGUCAAUUAUCAUAUCACCCCGAAUUUGAAACACUAUGCCUGUGUGGUUGAUUUACUUGGCCGUGCAGGGAAAUUGAACGAAGCUCAUGAAUUUAUAGAGAGAAUGCCUAUAAAGCCAGACCCAGCAAUUUGGGGAGCCUUAUUAAAUGCCUGUAGGAUCCACCGGCAGGUUCUGCUAGGGGAGCUUGCUGCUCAGCACAUUUUCAAGCAGGAUGCUGAAAGUAUUGGGUAUUAUAUUCUCUUGUGUAAUCUCUAUGCUGACAGUGGUAAAUGGGAUGAAGUUGCAAAAGUUAGAAGGACAAUGAAAGAGGAAGGGCUAAUCGUUGAUCCUGGGUGUAGUUGGGUGGAAGUAAAGGGAAAAGUUCACGCUUUCCUUAGUGGUGAUAAUUUCCACCCUCAAAUGCAGGAAAUAAAUGUUGUUUUGGAGGGAUUUUAUGAGAAAAUGAAGACAUCUGGUUUCAAUGGUCAAGAAUGCAGUUCAAUGGAUGGAAUUCAAACUUCAAAAGCUGACAUAUUUUGUGGGCACAGUGAGAGACAGGCCAUUGCUUACAGCCUAAUCAACUCUGCUCCUGGGAUGCCUAUAUGGGUAACAAAGAAUCUAUAUAUGUGCCAAAGCUGUCAUAGUACUGUCAAAUUCAUCUCCAAGAUAGUUCGCAGAGAGAUUUCUGUUAGGGAUACUGAGCAGUUUCAUCAUUUCAAGGAUGGUUUGUGCUCUUGUGGCGAUGAAGGUUACUGGUAAAGAAAUGACAAGAAAGCUUAAGAAACUUGAAUGAGUUGUCCAUUUCAUCUUCAAGAUAGUUUACAGAGAGAUUUCCAUCAGGGAUACAGAGCUGUUCAAAUUGUAGUCAGAUACUGGAAAGGCAACCUCAAUGUCGUGCAGGACGACUUAUAAUUUGGCUAUGGAACAUUAUUGAGAUCCAUAUAACCAAAGUGUAUAUGUGCUUAGAAGAUAGCUAGACCAUGAUAAUUUUCACACACAAGUGCUAAACACAGAUUGUAUCAUGUAUGUGAGGUAUGAUCUCAUUUGUCUGCUUAUAAUGUAUGAAAAUGGCAUUGAUGCCCUAUAAUUUUGAUA